GGUCACAGCUAAAACAAGACCGUUCGAAGGUACAUCGACCUUGGUCGAUCCCGAGUUUUCUUCGUUUUUUAAUACAAAACUGAAGGAUUCACACACAGUUGUUGAAUAUAUGCUACAAGCUAGCACCGCUACUGAGAUACUUCCAAGUAUUAAAAGGAAGCUAAUUUUAGAAUACGCCUCCUUUGUGGUUAUUGUGACAACGUGUUUUUAUAGGGAACAAGCUUUACAUUCCGCGCAAUAUUUAUCUUGAUUGAGUGUGAUGGGGUUUUUCCAGGGUAUCAUUCUACGCUACGCCUACAACACUUUCAGACAUGAUGGAGUGUCGAAAACUACAGAUAUUUGUCCUAUUCUUGGCUAUAUGCAGCCUAACAUUUCAUGUGGCAAGCACCCAAGAGGAGGAAGAAAGUCAAGAAGCUGAAGAUGCCAAUGUUGAAGAACCAGAGAAGGAGGCAUUUGAUGUUGAGGAAGAAGAUGAUGUCCUUGUAUUGAAUGCUGACAAUUUUGACGACGUUGUAAAUGAUGCGGACAUCAUUCUUGUGGAAUUUUAUGCUCCAUGGUGUGGUCAUUGCAAGAGGUUGGCCCCAGAGUAUGCUGCUGCUGCCCUUGAAAUGAAAUCUGGUACUCCACCUGUACCCUUUGCCAAGGUGGAUGCUACAGAGAGUUCAGAGCUGGCUUCUCGCUUCGAGGUCACCGGGUACCCGACCUUGAAGAUCUUCAGGAAGGGCAAACCUUUUGCCUAUGACGGACCAAGAGAAAAGGAUGGUAUUGUGCAAUAUAUGAAGAAGGAAUCUGAUCCUAAUUGGACCCCGCCUCCAGAAGCUGUUCUUACCCUGACUUCAGAAAACUUUGAUGAUACUGUCAACGAAGCAGACCUCAUUCUGGUUGAAUUCUAUGCUCCAUGGUGCGGACACUGCAAGAGGCUUGCCCCAGAAUUGGAAUCGGCUGCCCAAGCCCUCCAGAACAACAAUCCACCCAUCCCUAUAGCGAAAGUAGAUGCCACUGCAGAGAGUGACCUGGCCACCAGGUACGAUGUGAGCGGAUAUCCGACACUCAAAAUCUUCAGGAAGGGCAAAGAUUUUGAAUUCAGUGGACCCAGAGAAUCAAAAGGUAUUAUCCAGUACAUGAAGAAACAAGUUGGUGACAGUUCUCAGCUCCUUGGCUCUGUGAAAGCUCUUCGAGAGUUCCUUGCUCAUCAGGAUGAUGUCAGCAUUGUUGGUUUCUUCAACAAUGAUCAAGAUGCUCUCUACACUACAUAUCUCGAUGCAGGCAACGGACUGAGGGAUGAUUACAGGUUUGCCCAUGUCUUUGAUCAGGAAUCCCGAGAUAGUUAUAAGGUCAACGCUCCAUCGGUCCUUGUGUUCCUUCCAGAGCGUUUCAGAUCCAAGUAUGAGCCAUGGAGACAAGUGUUCUCACAGGCUGAUGGUAGUGUCAAAGACCUUGAGAAUUUCUACAAAGAGCACGACGUCCCACUGGUAGGCCAGAUGACAAAAGCGAAUCGAGAAAAGCGUUACACGGACCGCCCUCUACUGUUGGCUUUCUACUCGGUGGAUUGGAGUUUUGAUCACAGAGUUGCCACUGAGAUCUAUCGUCAAAAAAUUGUUGAGGUUGCUAAAGACAAGGAAUUUGAUGAGCUCCUCUUUGCCAUCGCCGAUGAGGAUGAAUUUGCGAAUGAGAUGAAGCAGCUUGAGCUCGAUGACAGCGGUGAGGACAUCAACGUUGGGAUAUUUGGGGCUGAUGGACUGAAGUACAAACUGGAACCGGAGGAUGAGUUUGAAUCAGAAGUUCUCAGGGAUUUUAUCAGAUCGUGGCAGAAUGGUGACAUAAAACCUGUCAUCAAGUCCCAGCCCAUUCCAAAGAAAUCCAAAGCAGCUGUCAAGACCGUCGUCGGGAAAACAUUCGAGAAAAUCGUCCUGGAUAAGUCAAAAGACGUCCUUAUUGAGUUUUAUGCACCGUGGUGCGGACAUUGUAAAAAAUUAGAGCCGGAAUACAAGAAAUUAGGCAAGAAAUAUGCAAACACCAAGAACCUAGUCAUCGCUAAGAUGGACGCUACUGCCAAUGAUAUAUCAAAUCCAGCGUACUCAACCACAGGAUUUCCAACAAUUUAUUUCUCAAAAGCAACAGAUAAGAACAAUCCUGUCAAGUUUGAAGGCGGCGAUAGGUCAGUAGAAAAAUUUAGUGAAUUUAUCGAGGAGCAUGCUACAGUAGCACAGCUUCAAGACAGAGAUGAGUUAUAAUGUGCCUAUUUGUUUUAUUUUGUUAAGUCUCUUAAGGUUAUGUCUGAUUUCUUUGCUUGUUUUACAUUCAUUUCAGCGGUGAUUGACUUUUUCUACUAUCAAACUUGAUGAAAUCAGUUUUUAGAUUAUUUAUUUCAUUUGCCUGUGGUUUGUACAAUUUUGGGUACUUGGUGGAAAUGUGUUUCAGAUUAUCAGUACAGUGAUUUUAAACAGUGGAGAUUAAUACAUAUACCUGCUGAAUUGUAUCCCAUUCUCAACAAGAUGUGUACAACUUUUUACACAAGAAUUUUUCUUUUUAGUCAUCAUUUGUAUCACUACAUGUGUGUGCCACCUUUAUAAAGUUUAUAUACGUUACAAAUGUAAGAAAUAUACAAUAGCCAUCACACUCAUAUUAUUCUUUCACUCUGUUAACAUACUUAUUUCAGGAACAGAAAGUAAUAAACAUCAUCUGAAAUAUAUAUAUUUCAUGUUCACAAUUUAUUUGCAUCAAUAUUAUAUCAAAUGGUAAGAAUGUAUGUUUAAUGUUAAUAAAUGAAUUAUCAGGAAUACACUUAGCCUGUGUACAUAUGGUAGCAAUAUUGUAUCGUUAACAUGACAGUGGAAAUUCACAAAUAUCAUUUGUUUAAAGUUAAUAUAAAAUUAAUCCAAAACACGGCAAAAUUUUCCCUGAGCCUUUGAAGUACCAUUCACAAGCCUUUGUAUGCACUGAUACAGAUUUAAGUGAAAUGUUUUAAUGAUAGCUGAAAGGGAUUGUAUUUCAAUACUUCUUCCUUGUUAACUAGAGCUAAAUGUUGGGUUUUUCCCCAUCUAUUGGCAAAGAUAGGGGGAAAAUUACAAUGUUAAGUGAUUGUCAUUAUUUUGUACAUCUUACAAAAAUAUUUGUAUUUGUCAAAAUCCACCGAGAAUUUUUGAUAAAAUUUAGUUCCACCUCAUAACCAGCCACAAUAUAAUGGUAUUGAAAGUAUAUAAAAGUUAAGAAUAAAAUAUUCACAGAAGAAUGAAGAAAAUCACAGUUAUUGAAUAUGAUAGAAUUAAAAACAAGAUACACAAAGAGGAAGCAACACUCACUGAAUUACAAAUGUCACCACGUUAACCCAUCUUUAAAAGGUGCACAGAUCAAGUUAAUGACUUCAUAUUUUACAGGCAUAUGCAUUAGUUGAGAAGGGCUUUCCUCUAAUCCUUGUUCUGACCACAUGCCAGUAACAUAAAUAUUUUUUUCAUUUUUGGUACAUUUUGGGGUAAAUUGCCACUUGGUGUUGGUGUACAACUACUUUGUCUCUCUGAUUAAAUGAACUGUUAAGGUACCCAAUCUUAAUUUUUUAAAGCGGUAAAUAAUAUGUAGACAAAUUGACUAAGUGGGUAUUGGACUAAUUGGCCCGUAUUCUUAAGUCGGGUUUAACUUAGACCAUGUCUAACUCUGUGCUAAAAUUAUGAGAAGCCAGACGUUUCAAAAUUUUGUUUACAGUGAUUGCUUCUUAUGUUUACUGUGGUCUUUACUAAUUCUUUAAUGGUGAAGACUGUCAUACUUAUCCUUCCCAGGUAGUUAAUGUUUUGGGAGUCAAAUGAGCUGAUUGAACCUCUACUGUUAGAAAUAUAUGUAACAACUGGCUUUCCAUAGUUAAACUACAACUUUAAACCAGUGUUUAAUUUAAACCCGAGUUCAGAAUACGGGCCACUGGGUUUAGCCGACUAAUUGGGUUUGGCCCAUGUAGUAUAAGAGUGUCUCAGAAUUAGACGAAGUACUUGUAGACCAAGUGAAUCUUACCCAUUUUUAUACCCUUUUGUUUUAUUUAUUUUGUGGGGGAAAAUUCUUCCCAUAUUGAUUUACAAUGCAUUACAUGUACAUUGUGAGCAAUUUUCUCAUCCAAAAUACCGGUACUUCUUUAUAAAAAUUCGUUAAACAUUUUAGGAACAAUUGUAUUGUUUGAGAAAUCUAUUUUUUGUAUGUAUAAAAAAAAUUACUGCCAAAGUGAUGAAGAUACCAUAUUUGUAUUAUUAUCUCAAAAUAAGUACUGAUUUUCUUAGUUCACUUCACUUAUAUCUAUAUCUUUGGUAAGGUUAUCUUUGGAGCAAAAUUAUCUAAAUUUCUGUGUUAUGAAGGGGUAGGAGGUCUGCUAUUGUAAUUUCUUUCUUUUUUCAGAAAAAAAAGGAUAUUUUGUCUCUUCAGGGUUAAAAGUUUAUGGAGUCACAAAAUAUCAUUCCUUCCAAAUAGUGAAUUGGACUUAACGAGUUAACACAUUCCACUUUUGAAAUGUCACACUGACUUGAUGUUAUGUCAAAGUAUUUCUUAUCAAUGCCAACAGUGAAAAUGUGAUCACAUUUGUAGUUAUGUAAAGCAAUAAUUAGCACAUGAUGAUGUGCAAAAAUUAAUAAAUAUAUUUGAUUGGUUGGUUAACUUAA
This is a messenger RNA of Lytechinus pictus (painted urchin), 4634 nucleotides long. RefSeq names its product protein disulfide-isomerase A4-like. The record is from RefSeq and is a predicted model, not a curated record. Gene Ontology annotation, cellular component: endoplasmic reticulum; cell surface. The transcript is spliced from 12 exons. The coding region runs from base 312 to 2234 and encodes 640 amino acids. Gene Ontology annotation, biological process: protein folding; response to endoplasmic reticulum stress. Lineage: Eukaryota; Metazoa; Echinodermata; Echinoidea; Temnopleuroida; Toxopneustidae. Gene Ontology annotation, molecular function: protein disulfide isomerase activity.